Molecule: messenger RNA, 910 nt
Organism: Paecilomyces variotii
Lineage: Eukaryota; Fungi; Ascomycota; Eurotiomycetes; Eurotiales; Thermoascaceae
Product: protein transport protein sec22
Exons: 5
Coding region: 1-648 (215 amino acids)
Biological process (GO): vesicle fusion with Golgi apparatus; retrograde vesicle-mediated transport, Golgi to endoplasmic reticulum; endoplasmic reticulum to Golgi vesicle-mediated transport
Cellular component (GO): SNARE complex; ER to Golgi transport vesicle membrane; endoplasmic reticulum-Golgi intermediate compartment
Molecular function (GO): SNAP receptor activity
Source: RefSeq, a predicted model, not a curated record
AUGGUCAGAUCCACGCAGAUCGCGAGACUAGAUGGUCUCAUGCUGGCAGCGUCUGUCGACGACGAACAGGCAGAGGCAGAACUCUCAGAGGUCAAAUCGCAGGCGAAGAUGAUCUUCCGUCGCAUGAGUCGCAACUCCGCUCCAGAAGCCAGCAUUGAAUCAGGUGUAUACAGUUUACACUACCUAAUCAAAGACGACAUUUGUUUCCUGUGUAUAUGCGACCGAUCAUACCCUCGUAAACUCGCCUUCACUUAUCUGGCCGACCUUGCAACUGAAUUCACAACCACCUACUCCCCUGCUCAGUACCACUCCCCUAAUCUGCGACCCUACGCGUUUGUCGAGUUUGAUACCUUCAUUCAGCGCACCAAAAAGACAUACCAAGACAGCCGUGCCGCCUCAAACCUUGACAGGCUGAAUGACGAACUGCGCGAUGUGACAAAAGUCAUGACAAAGAACAUCGAGGACCUCUUAUACCGUGGCGAUAGCCUCGAACGUAUGGGAGAAAUGUCUGGGCGCUUGCGGGAAGAUAGCAAGAAGUACCGAAAGGCGGCUGUGCGCAUAAAUUGGGAGUUGUUGAUCAAGCAGUACGGGCCAUUCGCAGGAUUCGGUUUCCUCAUGCUUAUACUCAUUUGGUGGCGUUUCUUCUAGCUGCGGGCAGUGGAGGUUAAUAGUCGUUUUCUUCUCUGUAUGGAUAACGAUAUUUUGUUUCGAAAUUGUUGAGACGCAGUCCGAUGCAGGACGCGUUGUGGAUUCCACUUUCCUCCCAUAAGGAUUGGACAGGACUCGAAUAUCCAAUUUCUCGGCUUCAUGCGAUCAGAAGAGUCGACAUGUGCAGUACCUUUUCGUGCCCAGCAGCUCCUCUGCAGACGCCCACAAUACCAAACGUAUUAUUAGGCUUAAAUAUACUGCC